Messenger RNA from Papaver somniferum (opium poppy), 1032 nucleotides. RefSeq lists its product as uncharacterized. Lineage: Eukaryota; Viridiplantae; Streptophyta; Magnoliopsida; Ranunculales; Papaveraceae. The transcript is spliced from 4 exons. Bases 1 to 1032 code for a protein of 343 amino acids. The record is from RefSeq and is a predicted model, not a curated record.
AUGGUUGCGGGAGAUGGUGGUUUUACAGAGAAAGAAGUGAUGAAGGAGGAGGAAGCUGCAGAGGAUAAGAUACUAAUGAAGCUUUUGUAUUUAAUGAUGCAGAAGUCAAUAGUAAAGAAUAAUGUCAAGCAGUUUCCAAUCAAGCUGAAGAAGGGACUGAAGAGUCAACAGUCCCAACCUGUUAAUGCAUCUCCAUCAAAAAGUGCUGCACUUGCUUCGAAGUGCCGAACACCGAGAAAGAACAAGUCAGCAGAACCAACUGAUCAUAUAUCUCCAACUGAUGCCGACACUUGUCAGAGGCGAUCAUCACCAAGGUUCAAAGCAGCUGCAGAACCAACCAACCCUAAAAGUACUACACACAGUACUCCUCCGUCAAGUGCACAACCUGAAACUGACCAACCAACUCCAUACACUCGAAAGAAAUUAUUUUCUAAGACGAAGACUGUGCUGAAAGCUACAAAGUCUAAAGAAGAUGAUGCAAAUUCCAAAUGCAAGACAGUAAAGCAUAAAUUGGACACAAGUACUGGCCCAUGUCCAACUAUUCAACUCAGGAAUCCAACUGACACUUUUUCUGAUUUUGAAGAUGAAGAAGAUGAUGAAAUUUUACAUACUAACCAAGACGUGCAAGAGGACGAGUAUGAUGUUGAUUCUGAUGAAGGAAAAGAUAAUGAUGAUGGUGAUGAGACUGGUGGGGGGAAAGAACUGGAGAAUGAUGAUAAUGGUAGUGAUGAUAAGCUGGAAGAGGAGGUUGUGGGACCAAGUAAGAGAAGAAAGUUUGUUCCACAUGGACCAACGCAGAUGCAUGCAAUGAGGUUGGAUAACACAGAUCCAAAAGUCAAAGUUCCCUUCAACUAUAAAGAUCAGUCAGUUGGUAAUCCAUCCGUGCACCUGGCAAGUUGUCUAGGGGUGUUAUUUCGGCGAAACAUUCUGUUAACAUACAAUGAUUGGAGAGUUGUUCCUCCCCAGGCCAAGGCCAACAUAUGGAAGAUAGUCGAGCAACGGUUCAUUGUGCCUGAACAUUACCAAGACUAA